AUAAAUUUGCAAAAAAUAAAUCAAUUUAACGCGAAAUCUGAAUUACUUUUGAAGUGCUUAAAUUUUUGUCCGUUACGUGCGGGUGGGACAGACAUUUUCAUAUUUAGCUGAUUUGUAUCGCGACUCGCGAGUAUAUCGUAUCGAUAUCACCGACGAAUCAUGCGAGAUUCGAGUUAUUUUAAUUUGAGCUUGCAUAACAUUACAAGCAUCACUAAUUUAAGCAGUAUUUUUAAUUUGUACUUAAGCAUAAGUAGGCUACACCAAAGAAAUUCCCCUACUCAGUGAGAAGAGAAAGUAUUUUAAUAUCCAUUAAGCAUUAAUCCAUAUGAGUUAUUCUUAGGUUAUAAGAACGUCGAUUUUAAUCAACAUUAAAAUUGUUUAAGAUAAAAUUAAAGAUGUUUGUUUCCAAAAGAACUCUGAAAAUUGGUGGAGCUGUUGCUGUGGGCAUUGGUACUUUUGCUUCGCUAAGAGCAAAUGAAUAUGACGUUGGAUCUAUUGGGAUUGUCAGAUUAGGAAGAGCUGCAGUAACAGUGUUUGAAAUUGGUUCACAUUAUAAAAAACAUUUAUACAACAGUGGUUUAGAAAAAGACUCAAAAGAAUAUUUAGAGAAGAAGUCAGAUGCACACACAUAUGGGGCUCAAAAAUUAUUGGAACUCUGCUGCGCCAAUAAAGGAGUAUACAUAAAAGUUGGCCAGCACAUUGGUGCUUUAGAUUAUCUUUUACCCAAGGAAUAUGUUAAAACAAUGAAGGUUCUGCAUAGUUCUGCUCCUCAAUCUAAUUUUAAUGAUGUUUUGACAGUGCUAAAAGAAGAUUUUAAAGCGGAUCCUUACGAAAUAUUUGAAUCUAUUGAUAAGAACCCGCUAGGCACUGCAAGCUUAGCUCAAGUACAUAAAGCCACCUUAAAAGAUGGAAGUCAGGUAGCAGUAAAGGUACAACAUCGAUCUGUGAAAUCAAAUUCGUAUGUAGAUAUCAAAACUAUGUCUGCAUUAGUGAAAAUUACUUCAUGGGUAUUUCCUGACUUCAAAUUUGACUGGCUUGUUGACGAAACAAAAAAGAAUAUUCCCAGAGAACUUGAUUUUACUAGAGAGGGUAAAAAUGCUGAAAAACUAAAAAGUUUAUUUACUAAUUAUGAUUGGUUGUUUGUACCAAAAAUCCACUGGAAUUUAUCAUCCAAUCGUGUUUUAACAAUGGAGUACAUAGAAGGUGGACAAGUAGAUGAUUUAAAUUACUAUAAAGAAAAUAAAAUUAAUCCACUUGAAAUUAGUAAUAAAAUUGGCGAUCUCUACAGCCAUAUGAUAUUUAUUACUGGAUUUGUCCAUUCAGACCCACAUCCAGGAAAUAUUAUUGUCAGAAAAAGAAAUAAUAAAGCUGAAGUUGUACUUUUGGAUCAUGGAUUGUAUGCAGAUCUAUCCAAUGAAUUUAGAUGGGAGUACUCUAAAUUGUGGCUUGCUAUUUUAAAUAGUGACAAAGUUGCUAUGCAAAAACACUGCACCAAUUUAGGAGUUGGUGAUAUGUAUGGAUUACUUGCUUGCAUGGUUUCAGGUAGAACUUGGGACACCAUUAUGAGUGGAGUACAAAAAACCAAAUAUAGUUCAAAAGAAAAAGAACUUUUCCAAAAAGAAAUUCCAGAUCUUUUACCUAAAAUUACUGAAGUUUUAGAAAGAGUUGACAGGCAUAUGUUAUUAGUAUUAAAGACAAACGAUUUAAUACGCAAUAUAGAAUUUAAUUUGAAAACUCAAACAAGAAUGUCUGCAUUUUUGCAAAUGUCAAGAUGUUGUGUGAAAUCUGUUUAUAGUGAAAAGUUAAGAAAUUGUUCCACUACUUGGUCUAGGUUCUUUACCUCCUUACAGGAACAGUGGUCUCUAUUUAAAAUAUUUGUUUAUUAUGGAUACUUGGGUUUAAUCAAUUUUAGUCUUAAACAAAGUAUUUUGUCAAUAUGGAAUCAAGAUGAGUUUUUGGGGUGAACAAUACAUUUUUUUUUAAAUAAUGAUAUGCAAGAAAUGGAAAAUUUUAAAUGAUUGACCAAAUAGUGGUUUGUACAAUAUUUGUAUAAAUAUGUAAAUAUUUUGUUGAAAGUUGAUUUUUUAUGCAUUGAAUUUUAACCAUCUAUUAUAAUUA
Molecule: messenger RNA, 2118 nt
Organism: Trichogramma pretiosum
Lineage: Eukaryota; Metazoa; Arthropoda; Insecta; Hymenoptera; Trichogrammatidae
Gene: Adck1
Exons: 2
Coding region: 396-1964 (522 amino acids)
Biological process (GO): lipid homeostasis; mitochondrion organization; protein phosphorylation
Cellular component (GO): mitochondrial inner membrane
Molecular function (GO): ATP binding; protein kinase activity
Source: RefSeq, a predicted model, not a curated record